This is a messenger RNA of Oikopleura dioica, 1578 nucleotides long. The record is from the annotation of a GenBank genome assembly. NCBI's taxonomy places the organism in Eukaryota, Metazoa, Chordata, Appendicularia, Copelata, Oikopleuridae.
AUGAUUUGGAAUCUGGGAAAAGAGACAACGAUGAAGAUAGGCCUUCUUGGAAUCAUCUGCUGCUUGCCUAUUUUAGUCGUUAUUUCCGGCAAAUCGAUUUCGCCUGAUGUUCGAUACUUGGCUUUCAAAGAAGAAGUUUUUUAUGAAGGAGAAAAAGACGAUGAAGAAUAUGUGCUCAAAGAAGUGGAAAGUCUUCAAUCUUCCCUCGAUGAGCUAACAAGUCGAAUUGACCACUUUCUGCUUGAAACAAUGAACAACGAUCCUGAUUGGAAAUUUUUUCCGAAUACUUACAUUUCUGGUCGUAAAAUAAACCACACGAAAAGUCUCGAAGAAGCAAAGAAACAGUGCAAAAAAACCGAUGACUGCGUUGGAAUAACGCGAGAAAAUGGAGACUUCGAGCUUCGUGUCGGUCCCAAAACAGAUGCCGGUACUAGUGGGCAACAUUCGUGGAUACUAAACUUGGAGAAAUGCAAUGAUCCGCUGAAAGAAGAGUUCAUGAUUAACAUUGACAUUCUAGAGCGGAAUUAUAAAGACUUGAGAGGUCAGCGAUUUCGGCGACCGGAUGGAAGAUGCAUUUACAAUGGCCAAUUUUCACAUGUCAACAAGCUACUGGAAUACAACCCUUCACUGAAAUUUACGACGCUUCACUCUCCAUCAACUUGCAAUUUCGACAAUUCCAGCGAAUCAGGAGAAUCCAUCCUCUUCGGAAUCAAGUCAAUGCCUGGCGCCGCCGAUUUCCGACAAUCCAUUCGCGACACUUGGCUCAAUCCAGAUCUUUGGAAGCAACUUGGAUUCCAGAUCAAAGUCGUCUUCAUCAUUGGCCUGAAAAGUGACGAAGAUCUGACAGAAGAAAUGAGAGAACAUGAUGAUCUCUUGAUUUCGGACUUUGUGGAGAAUCAAUAUGUUAUGCCUUACAAAUUCUUGGCUUUGUGGCGUUUCAUGGAAGAUAAAUGCUUUACCGCUGAUUUCGUUUUUAUGGGCGAUGACGAUACCUUGGUAGUGCCUCAAAAUCUCAUCAACGAAAUCUCCAAAAUCAAAUCCUCCCCUUCAAUCGAAGCAAUUGGAUGCAAAAAAGAGGCUGAGCCAGUUUGCAGAAAUCCGAAGAUAAAGUACUUCAUUCCAAAACAAGUCUAUGGAAAGCCAAAAUGGCCGCGCUACAUGUCCGGUGGUGGAUUUUUAACGACUGGUGAGUUUACAAGAGCUGUGGCGAAAGCGGCGAGAGAGGAGAAGCUGGUGAUACCGCUUGAUGAUACCUGGACUGGGAUGCUGAUUGAGAAGAUCGGCAAAGGUCAGAACAUGGCGCGAUCGGAAGGAAUUUGCAUGGGACUCAUGGAGAACUUUUCCGUCCACGACACCUGCGCGACCCGGGGCUUGGCCAUCACCCACAAAGUCAUCGACAGCGAUUUCAUGCGAUCUGCUUUUGCCGACCUCAUUUCCGAAAAUUUCAAAUGCGAUGCUCAAAAUAUGAAAACCAUUCAAACAAAAGUUCGAAAAAUGCGAAAUGAGAAGCAAACUGUUUGGAAAGAAAACUUCCUGAAUUUCAAAACACUCAAUUUCACUGUGCCCAAUUUAUCAUGA